AUGGAGCCCUCCAACACCAUCAAACUGCUGCACCUGCUUUUCCUCUCCACCUCCUGGGGAAUGCAGAUCUGGGUGACCUUCGUGGCUGGGUUUGUGAUGAGCAGCCACCUCCCUCGCCACACCUUCGGCUUCAUGCAGCGCGAGCUCUUCCCCUACUAUUUCCACAUCUGCUCCACUUGUGCCUUCCUCAACCUGACUCUGUUUGCCAUGUACCACCCCAGCGAGCUGCUCAGUGACAAGCAGACGACCCAGAUCAUUAUCUUCUUCAUUUGCAUCGCUGCUUCUGUGCUGAACACACAGUGGUUUGGGCAGAUCACCUCUGACGUCGUGGCAGAGAUGUACGUCGUGGAGCGCAACCACGGCCUCGGCCAGGAGGUUGGGCUGGUUGCCAGUGAGUCCCGCAGGCACCUGCGUGCCUCCAACCCCAGCUACAGGCAGCUGUUCCAGCAGUUCACCCUCUACCAUGCUCUGUCCUCGUUCUGCAACCUCUGCUGCAUUGUGUGCAAUGGCCUCAGCCUGUACCACCUGGCUACCCACCUCUCUGCCCUGUGA
This is a messenger RNA of Acanthisitta chloris (rifleman), 552 nucleotides long. It is a transcript of the gene TMEM205, whose product is annotated as transmembrane protein 205. The coding region runs from base 1 to 552 and encodes 183 amino acids. Lineage: Eukaryota; Metazoa; Chordata; Aves; Passeriformes; Acanthisittidae. The record is from RefSeq and is a predicted model, not a curated record. The transcript has 3 exons.